Messenger RNA from Menidia menidia (Atlantic silverside), 4241 nucleotides. The record is from the annotation of a GenBank genome assembly. NCBI's taxonomy places the organism in Eukaryota, Metazoa, Chordata, Actinopteri, Atheriniformes, Atherinopsidae.
AUGCCGUCCAACACUGUUGCCAACACCAACAGCGCUGCAUUCAAAAGCCCCGACUUUGCAGAUUCACCUGGAAACAGAAUGGGUGAGAAGACAAUACUGGAUGUUGACCUGAUGGCCGAGGAGAAGUCGCCUUUAAGUAGUGCCUCUUGUAAAAUUGGCAAGCCUGAAAGGAAGCAGUUUCCAGUUGAGAGCUGCGGCUCUACCAAAGACAAUGUGAGUGUUGGCAACACCUACGCUGUAUGUAGGCCGUCCAUGACCCAAGUCCACAAUGGCGACAUGGGCAGGCACAGAGACAGGAUGCCCGAUACCUGCUUCCCCAAACAGGAGAAGAGGGAAGUGGAGAAUGGAAUCCCCAAAGACCCCUCCGCCUUCCAGGUAGAAGCAGACGGCUCCCAGGGUCAGAGCCUGAGUCGUUCCCCGGAGAACGGAUUCCUGCCCAGCCGGGAGGAGAUGGAAUUGGACAAGGAAGACAGUCUGAUGAUUCCGCACAAGAAACGUGGGAGACGGAAACUGGAGCGACCAACGAAAUAUGUGGAGCACAAGGAAGAGGACGGGAACGAUGCGGUCAGGACCGAGGGAGGUCGAGGCAGGCUGCGAGGGGGAGUUGGUUGGGAGAUCAGCCUCCGUCAGAGGCCCAUGCCCAGAAUAACCUUCCAGGCUGGUGACCCUUAUUAUAUUAGCAAGCGGACCAGAGAGGAGUGGCUGGCCAAGUGGAAGAUGGAGGCAGAGAAAAGGGCCAAACUGAUGUCAGCGAUGAACGCGAUGAAGGAUCACGAGGAGAGUGAAACAGAGACCCAGAAAGAGGAGGUCUCAAUAAUCAAGCACCCGCAGCCUUCAAAGCCACACCAACCGCCUCAGCCCCAGUUGCACUCUCAGUCUCAGUCCCAGCCUCAGUAUCAGCAGCAAUCCCAGCUGUCGCUGCCACAGCAACAUAAGCAGCCCCCUCAGCAGCAGCAGCAGCAGCCCACUGACCCGGCCUCCCCCACUGUGGCCACCACCCCUGAGCCCGUCGCCAUCGGAGGAGGAGAGAAAACCUCCCCCAAGCCAGCAGACACUGAGCCUGAGUAUGAGGAUGGUCGUGGGUUUGGCAUCGGUGAGCUGGUUUGGGGGAAGCUGCGAGGGUUCUCGUGGUGGCCAGGCCGCAUUGUAUCCUGGCUGAUGACAGGCCGGAGCAGAGCUGCCGAGGGAACCAGAUGGGUUAUGUGGUUUGGAGAUGGAAAAUUCUCAGUGGUCUGUGUUGAGAAACUCAUGCCUUUAAGUUCUUUUACUAAUGCCUUUCACCAACCAACUUACAACAAGCAGCCCAUGUACAAGAAAGCCAUCUUUGAAGUGCUACAGGUGGCUAGCAGCCGGGCAGGAAAAGCUUUCAUGGCCUGCCCUGAAAGUGAUGAGACAGAAACGUCCAAAUCAGUGGAAAUGUUGAACAAGCAGAUGAUUGAUUGGGCCAUGUUAGGAUUUCAGCCCACCGGAGCCAAAGGCUUAGAGCCACCAGAGGAGGAGCGUAACCCAUACAAAAAGGUGUACCCAGAGAUUUGGGUUGAGCCAGAGGCAGCGGCAUAUACACCUCCUCCAGCCAAAAAACCUCGCAAAAGCACAGCAGAGAAACCCAAGGUUAAGGACAUCAUCGAUGAGAGGACACGAGAGCGACUUGUUUAUGAAGUCAGACAGAAGUGCCGCAGCCUUGAGGACAUCUGCAUCUCUUGCGGAAGCCUCAAUGUUAGCCUCGAGCACCCUCUUUUUGCUGGGGGAAUGUGCCAGGGCUGUAAGAAUUGUUUCCUAGAAUGCGCAUAUCAGUAUGAUGACGAUGGUUAUCAGUCGUACUGUACUAUCUGCUGCGGGGGACGUGAGGUUCUCAUGUGCGGAAACAACAACUGUUGCCGGUGCUUCUGUGUGGAGUGUGUGGACCUCCUCGUGGGUCAAGGAGCAGCUCACGCUGCCAUUAAAGAGGACCCGUGGAACUGCUUCAUGUGCUCUCAGAGUGGCAUGUUCGGUCUGUUGGAGCGCCGUGGCGACUGGCCCUGCCGUUUACAGCACUUCUUUGCAAAUAACCACGACCAAGAUUUUGAUCCACCAAAGCUUUACCCCCCUGUCAUGGUGGAGAAGAGGAAGGCCAUUCGCGUUCUGUCACUGUUUGAUGGCAUAGCAACAGGGCUGCUGGUGUUGAAAGAACUUGGCAUCCAAGUGGAUCGCUAUGUAGCUUCAGAAGUGUGCGAAGACUCCAUCACAGUGGGCAUCGUCCGGCAUCAGGGACGCAUCAUAUACGUUGGUGAUGUUAGGAACGUCACACGCAAACAUAUUCAGGAGUGGGGUCCUUUUGACCUCGUUAUUGGUGGAAGCCCCUGCAAUGACCUCUCAAUAGUCAACCCUGCUCGGAAGGGUCUUUAUGAGGGAACUGGCCGCCUUUUCUUUGAGUUUUACCGCCUGCUCCACGAGGCCCGGCCGAAGGAAGGAGACGACCGACCUUUCUUCUGGCUCUUUGAAAACGUUGUUGCCAUGGGUGUCAGUGACAAGAGGGACAUAUCUCGCUUUUUGGAGUGUAACCCGGUGAUGAUCGACGCCAAGGAGGUGUCGGCUGCCCACCGCGCCCGCUACUUUUGGGGUAACCUUCCUGGCAUGAACAGGCCUUUGAGUGCCAUGUUCACGGACAGGCUGGACCUCCAGGAGUGUUUGGAACAUGGAAGAACAGCUAAGUUUGGCAAAGUGAGGACCAUCACCACCAGGUCUAAUUCCAUCAAGCAGGGUAAGGACCAACACUUCCCCGUGUUCAUGAACGAGAAAGAAGACAUACUCUGGUGCACUGAGAUGGAGAGGGUCUUUGGCUUUCCUGUCCACUAUACGGACGUGUCCAACAUGAGCCGACUGGCCAGGCAGAGGCUCCUGGGAAGAUCAUGGAGUGUCCCAGUUAUCCGCCACCUGUUUGCACCACUUAAAGAUUACUUUGCCUGUGUUUGAGCACUGGGAAACAUUGCUCAGAACCGUUUUAGGAACUACAACGUAGAGCCUUGAUCCUCAAAUUAUACUUCAGUAUGAUUUGCAAGAGAAACAUUAUAUACUUCACCUUAUUUCUUGUAUUUUAAUUGUAAUUCUUAUACUAUUUAAAUCUUUUUUUUUUGUCAUUUUACCUUUUAGCAGUGUUAUCAAGUAUUAUUGAUUUGUUUGUGCAAACUAUACUUGAGACUAUGCUCUCUUCUCAAGACACUGAGAUCUAGAGAGAAACACGUUGUAAAAGAGAGGAUAAUGCGGGGGGUAAACAUCAGAAAGACGGGCCGUUUUUUUUUUUGGUGUGUGUGUGUGUCUUUUAAAAAAAAGAGUUUCUGGGGCGUGAGUGUGUUGUAAGUGGAGGCUGAAAGAUGGCCGCCGGCAGCUCAGCCAUGCUUCCAGCUACUGAGCCUCACAGAGAUGUGAAGAAGAGGAAGGUGAUUUUUUUUUUUUUAUGUCAGGAGAGCCGUGUCUCUGAGAAUCCAAAACUCCAGAUCACAUAUACCUCUUUGUUUACAGUUUCUAUACACAACUGAAGGUAAUAAUAAAGGUACUACUGUAAUAUGGUUACAAUACCAUGGUGCUCCAAGAUGAUGAGAAACAUCAUUGCCCAUGUGGCACAACAACUUUAGACAAUACAGAGCUCUUUUGACUUGUUGCUGGAAAUACGUUUGAUGUUUUUACAUUUGAUGAAAAAAAAAAAGAAAAAUCAGUCCUGUGGCCGUUUUCUCUACUUUAGAGGAAUCGUGAGGGUCACAGACAUUACACUGCUACAAAGAGCCUGUGCUCCUCUACAGCUUUUUAUACCCUUUCUACUGGUGCUCAUUUAGUCCUCUCAGCCUUGCGACACUCAGGCUCCCAGCCUCAAUCUGCACAAACAGAGAGUGAAGCUAGCCACAUGGGAGAUGAUGCUCUCAAUCAUUCAAAAAAACAAAAAAAAACAAGAAAAAAAAUAAACAAACAAACAGGAAAAAAAAUAACUUCAAGAGCAAAGUCUGUGGUGAGCUACUUUUUUCUAGUUUCAUCCUGACUAAUAUUACUGUACAACUGUUAGUGAACGGGGUUGCAGGAAGGGGGGGGGAGGGGGGGGGAGACAAGGCCGGGGAACAGUGCUCCCCAGCAUCCACCUCUGUAAGCUGAAAAACUGUCAGGUGCAAAUCCUCAACAACAUGGUGCGGCUUCACAAAGUUCUUCUACCUUUUUAUAGCAAUUUUGUGCUGUUUUCUCAACAUUAGAAAGCACUUUUAUAUGUAUACUUUCCU